GGUCUAAACUUAAUGGAAUGAAGAUGAGAAGCUUUAUUCUGGAUCCAUCACUGCAGCCCCUCUCCAUAUGUUUCACUAGCUGGAAUGAGCACUCACUGGGUUUGUUUCUGACCUAAUUCACAAUGAUGUAAAGCAGCAGUGAUUUCACAGAAGAGGAAGCAGAUUUAGCUGUUGAGAAAGCAGAGCUGGGCACAGCAUUGCUCCAACAGCACUCAUUUACAGGGAGGUUCGUGCCAGAAUUUUUUAUGGAUAGCUGUUCUGCUCCUGACUGAGGAAAUCACAGUGGUUGCUCUAACUCUCUUCCUCUUUCCAAAUCUGGCUAACCAGUGCUGAAGCAGGAAAAGAACUGGUGCCCAGCCUGACAGGAACCUUCAUCGUCGUGUUCCUAGACGCAUCUCACAGCAGCGAGGGAUAAAAUCAACGUGGGGAUUACCUUUAUCCGAAGGAACGAUUGUGACAGGCUCUUUCAACAAUCACCAGGGCCAGAGCUUGCAGGUGACAGGGGUUUGGAAACUCCUCAGUUUGGAAUCUCCCUGCACUCUUCCUUCGUCAGCUUACGUCGUUCAGAGAUGCAGCCUGAGGAACAGGAGCAUGCCAGAAACCAGUUGAAAACAAACCAGGAUGUUGUUAGCAAGGAGGACUCAUGGAAGUGACAAUGAACUGAUGGAGCUUUGUUGCCCUUCUCUGGAUGGACAUGUUCCAGUGUGUCAACAUCUCUCUUGAAUUGAGGAGCCCAGAACUGGACACAGUUGCAGAUCUCCCAGCCUUUUCUGAACCUGCAUCUCUCCUUUGAGCUCCUUCCUUCCCAGCAGGAACUGGCAAAUCAUUUCACCUUGAUGCAGGGAUCAGAAGAACAUGCCUUCAGCAAAAAGAAGUCUGCCUCUCACCUUUCUGGACUCAGCACUGCAGUAAACUGGAAGCAGAGCCUGUCAGCAAGUGUGGUUUUGUGGGACUCCUCUUCCUUUGAUGAGAGGCUUGCCACAGAAGAUGGAGUUUUGAGAUCCACUUGGCAGGGGAAGGCUGGUCGCAGCCCGCUCCAGGCCCUGUAUGAGAGUGACCAGUUUGAGCAGUCGUCACGGCAGGCAGUUCACCAGCAGAGACGGGAGCUGUUGAGCAACAUCUGCAACCGUUACACCCGCAAGCGGCGCCUCCUGCGGCCGGAUGACUUGCGGCACUUGGUGGUGGAUGACACGCACGGGUUGCUCUACUGCUACGUGCCCAAAGUGGCCUGCACGAACUGGAAGCGAGUAAUGAUGGUCCUCACGGGGCAAGGCAAGUACCGGGACCCCCUGGAAAUCCCUGCCAACGAGGCCCACGUCUCAUCCAACCUGCGCACCCUCUCCGAGUACAGCAUCCCCGAGAUCAACCACCGCCUGCGCAGCUACCUCAAGUUCAUCUUCGUGCGGGAGCCCUUCGAGCGCCUGGUCUCGGCGUACCGCAACAAGUUCACCCGCAGCUACAACACAGCCUUCCACAAGCGCUACGGGACCAAGAUCAUCCGGCGGCACCGCCGGGAGCCCAGCGACCGGGCCCUGGAGCGCGGGGACGACGUGCGCUUUGAGGAGUUUGUCUACUACCUGCUGGACCCACGGACGCAGCGGGAGGAGCCCUUCAACGAGCACUGGGAGCGGGUGCACUCGCUUUGUCACCCCUGCAUCGUCCACUACGACGUGGUGGGCAAGUAUGAGACCUUGGCUGAGGAUGCCAACUACAUCCUCCAGCUGGUUGGGGCUGACACCAGCAUCAAGUUCCCGUCUUCGUCCAAGAGCACCAGGACGACGGAUGACAUGACAGCACAGUUCUUCCAGGACAUUAGCCCCUUCUACCAAAGGAGACUCUUUAAUUUAUACAAAAUGGACUACUUGCUCUUCAAUUACUCCAUCCCCUCAUACCUCCGCAUCCGAUGAGGCAGGGGCUGGGGGGAGAGGCAGAGGAGAACUGGGUAACUCUCGUCUUGCCAUAAUUCCUCUCCUCCCACCCUGUGUUCAUCUCAUUUGGCUAUCUCCUCCAUGCCUUCUGUGUUGUGGUCUGCUCCAUAUCGUGAUGUCUCAUGCAUGGUCUGGAGGGAGGACACCUCUCAAAACACUGUGGCUGGAGCUUUUCCUUCCCUUUCCCUCCCACCCUAUAGGGAAUGGUGGUGGGACCAGACACUGCCAGGUAGCAGGAGCUUGCCUUGACUAGGACUUUCUUAAAACUAGGAGACUCCUCUGUAGAGCCAAGUCUUGGGAAGGCUCCUUUUUUUUUGGGCAGGAUCCCUUCAGGUCUUUCUCCUCCUCACUGGGCUGUUUGGGGAUGGACACAGUGUCUCAGAGGUAGGGGUGGAGUGCGUCAAAGACUUGCAUAGAACCAGAAAUAAAGCAAUAAUUUAA
Pogoniulus pusillus (Red-fronted tinkerbird) is the source of this 2369-nucleotide messenger RNA. RefSeq names its product carbohydrate sulfotransferase 13 (gene CHST13). Gene Ontology annotation, biological process: proteoglycan biosynthetic process; carbohydrate biosynthetic process. Lineage: Eukaryota; Metazoa; Chordata; Aves; Piciformes; Lybiidae. The record is from RefSeq and is a predicted model, not a curated record. Gene Ontology annotation, cellular component: membrane. Gene Ontology annotation, molecular function: sulfotransferase activity. The transcript is spliced from 9 exons. The coding region runs from base 837 to 1907 and encodes 356 amino acids.